Molecule: messenger RNA, 1755 nt
Organism: Terrapene triunguis (Three-toed box turtle)
Lineage: Eukaryota; Metazoa; Chordata; Testudines; Emydidae
Gene: SERPINE2
Product: serpin family E member 2
Exons: 9
Coding region: 118-1308 (396 amino acids)
Biological process (GO): negative regulation of endopeptidase activity; negative regulation of plasminogen activation
Molecular function (GO): serine-type endopeptidase inhibitor activity
Source: RefSeq, a predicted model, not a curated record
GCGGCGGUGCUCAGUUGCUGAGGGGAUUUAAAGGGACCGGAGCCGUCGCGCCGGAGCCUGGUCUGCGCACACCGGGCACUCGCAGCAAGGAGAGUAGGUUAUUUUUGUUUAGAAAUCAUGAACUGGCACUUCCUUCUCCUUUUCACCGCUGUGACUUUAACAUCUGUGUGGUCCCAGUUCAAUCCUUUAUCUCUUGAGGAACUAGGCUCUGACAUUGGAAUCCAAGUUUUCAAUCAGAUAGUUAAAGCUAGACCUCAGGAGAAUAUUGUGGUUUCGCCACAUGGGAUUGCAUCUGUACUGGGAAUACUUCAGCUGGGUGCUGAUGGCAAGACAAAGAAGCAGCUGACAACUGUGAUGAGAUACAGCGUAAAUGGAGUCGGUAAAGUAUUAAAGAAGAUAAACAAGGCCAUAGUCUCAAAGAAGAAUAAAGACAUUGUGACAGUUGCUAAUGCAGUGUUUGCAAAGAGUGGCUUUAAAAUGGAAGUGCCUUUUGUUACAAGAAACAAAGAGGUGUUUCAGUGCAGUGUCAAGACUGUGGAUUUCGAGGACCAAAAUGCAGCAUGCAAUUCCAUUAACCAGUGGGUGAAAAAUGAAACAAGGGGUAUGAUUGAUAAUCUCUUAUCUCCAGACAUUAUUGAUGGUGCUUUGACCAGGCUAGUGCUGGUAAAUGCGGUGUAUUUCAAGGGUUUAUGGAAAUCACGUUUUCAACCUGAAAAUACAAAGAAACGCACAUUUAAUGGAGCUGAUGGGAAGACUUACCAAGUACCUAUGCUGGCCCAGUUGUCUCUGUUCCGCUGUGGCACAACAAGUACCCCAAAUGACUUGUGGUAUAACAUAAUUGAAUUGCCUUACCAUGGCGAAAGCAUCAGUAUGUUGAUUGCUCUGCCUACAGAAAGCACUACCCCUCUCUCUGCCAUCAUUCCUCACAUCAGCACAAAAACAAUACAGAGCUGGAUGACAACCAUGAUACAAAAGAGAGUGCAAGUUAUUUUACCCAAGUUCACAGCAGUAGCAGAAACAGAUUUAAAGGAGCCUCUGAAAGUACUUGGCAUUACAGAUAUGUUUGAGCAGUCAAAGGCAAACUUUGCAAAAAUAACAAGAACGGAAAGCCUUCAUGUAUCUCAUAUUUUACAAAAAGCAAAAAUUGAAGUUAGUGAAGAUGGAACCAAAGCUUCUGCAGCAACAACUGCAAUUUUAAUAGCCAGGUCCUCCCCUCCUUGGUUUAUAGUAGACAGACCAUUUGUAUUUUUCAUCCGGCACAAUCCUACAGGUGCAGUCUUGUUUAUGGGACAAAUAAACAAACCUUGAGUAUGGAAAAGGUUUUCCUUAAGAAGCAAAGUAGAGACUCAUUUGAUACAUCCUCGCUAGUUCCGUUAAAUAUUUUUGUACACUACUCUUUCACUUCACUCAAGAACUAGUUUUUAGCCAGCUGUGACUAGAUUUUGAAAAAGGAGUCAAUGUAGUUCUGAUUUUAUGGGAAAAUACAAAUUGAAAACUACGAUACCUUUUCAAAAUGUCUGAAAGAUUCUUUGAAACUACUGAACGGUUGCCUAUGCUAACAAACUUACUGAGCUUUUUCUGUCCUAAGAAUUGUAUGCAUAGCUUUUGUGGGAGGGUUUUAACAAGACCAUGACUAAACAAACCAUUUCUGUUAGCAUUGAUUUUUUUUUUCUGUGGAAAAUGUCUUUGGGUUUGUAGAUGUCCCUUCAAUACUAUUUUUGCCCUUGAAUGGCUUGAUGAUUGGGUAUCUUUUGU